This is a messenger RNA of Electrophorus electricus (electric eel), 1170 nucleotides long. RefSeq lists its product as uncharacterized. Gene Ontology annotation, cellular component: IPAF inflammasome complex; NLRP3 inflammasome complex; AIM2 inflammasome complex. Gene Ontology annotation, biological process: regulation of apoptotic process; proteolysis; regulation of inflammatory response. Lineage: Eukaryota; Metazoa; Chordata; Actinopteri; Gymnotiformes; Gymnotidae. The record is from RefSeq and is a predicted model, not a curated record. Gene Ontology annotation, molecular function: cysteine-type endopeptidase activity.
UGUGUGUGUGUGUGUAAAUGCCUGUAAUAUGCCAUGUCGUGUUUGUGUUCUGUAGAACGUGUACAUGAUUAUCGUACUGGGCGAUUACACUCCCUCUCCUCAGAUGCUCUCAGUGAUGAAUAUACAGCACAUAUACAGCUCACUCUGUGACUACAGGAUGUAUAUGAUGGGUGGGCUUGUUCCAGUUUAAAGGCCCUUUUCUGACAGAACGCAUAAAAACCCUCAGUUGUGAACUCCACGUUGCCAGCGCAAUCAGCUGGGCUUGAAUUUACAGAAGAGGGCACACAGGAAGUGGUUAAAAACUUCAAACCUAAUAAAGCUCCUUGCUAUGUCACAAAAGGGUCCUCAGCUGUGACAUACACCACCAGGAUGGCUGAUGAAGUGCUUGAACGGGUACGAACUGAAUUAAAGGACAGUUUGACCGAUUCUGUGAUCAAACAACUGUUGGAUGAUCUUAACGAUGAGAAGGUGUUGGGAGAUGAAGAAGUGGAGUCAAUCCUACAACAGAACCCACUCCAGGCUGAUCGGGCUCGCUGUUUGAUCGGCAGCGUUAAGAAGAAAGGCCCCAAGGCCUGCCAAAUCCUGUUAGAGAAACUACAAAAACGUGACAAGUAUGUGUACGAUAAACUGCAACUAGACGACUUGCCACCACUUCUUGUUCCUGGAGUGGAAGAAGUCACUGCACGAGUCCCCGUGCCUCGUGCUAGACUUGUCCCAGCGGUUGCUCCUCGAAGCUCUCCUGUGCCUCAAAAGGCUGCCACUGCCAGUUCUCCAGUCUCCUCUGUGUCCACAGACCUGCCUCCUGGGUCACAGGCCUCAUGUUCCCUGCCUGUCCCGCCUUGGCCUGUGUCUCCUGUUCCUCGUAUGCCUUCUGUGAUUGUUUCUCCUGUUACCUCAGUUCCUGUGUUGCCUGCUCACUUUCCUGGUUUCGUCUAUGUUCCUGUCCAUACGUCCAUGCCUGUUUGUCUUUCUGUGCUUAAACCUGUUACCCUGCCUUGUGGCAUGGAAAUUACCCUGCCUGUCCCAGUUCCUACGGCUGGGCCCUUUGAUGCAGGCUCUUGUGCUGACGAGAGCUCGGAGUGGUGCCCGGAAAUGGUGCCCGAUUGGCCCAGAAAGCGGUGGUGGAAAAACCAGCAUUGCGUCCCGUCCCCACAGGGGCAGCACACUUAA